UUAAGAAGCAACACAGAGUCCUUCAUCUUUGCUACAAGUGCAACCAGCACAUUUGCAGUCCUGGUUAGUUGUGCAUGGAUCUCCUACUGUAUAGAUCGGCUCACCAAUGAAGUUUCCUCUGAAAAGCAAACUUCAUGGCGAAACUACAAGAAACACCAUUUUGCUUGUCCUUACCCUGGGUUGUAUUCGCAUGCGACAAGUGUAUAA
Molecule: messenger RNA, 207 nt
Organism: Haemonchus placei
Lineage: Eukaryota; Metazoa; Nematoda; Chromadorea; Rhabditida; Trichostrongylidae
Source: the annotation of a GenBank genome assembly